This is a messenger RNA of Balaenoptera acutorostrata (minke whale), 1508 nucleotides long. RefSeq names its product FAM3 metabolism regulating signaling molecule A (gene FAM3A). Bases 223 to 915 code for a protein of 230 amino acids. Lineage: Eukaryota; Metazoa; Chordata; Mammalia; Artiodactyla; Balaenopteridae. The record is from RefSeq and is a predicted model, not a curated record. The transcript has 10 exons.
GGGGGGGGGCUGAGCUGGGGCCUCCCACGCCCUCGUCCGGGAGAACCACUUCCACUUCCCAGGCCCAGAGGCUCCCGUGGGCACGAUCGUGAGCCUCCAGGUUUCCGAGGCCCCUCUGGUCCCAGCCGGGCUUCUCUCCGCCUUCCCGAGGAGCCUGGUCAGAGCGCACGGUCCACAAACGCUGCACCUGACGGCUGCCCCACCCCAGCGGGAGAAGUGGACAUGAGGUUGGCAGGUCCCCUCCGCAUCGUGGCCCUGGUCAUCACCGUGGGCCUCACCUGGCUCGUAGCCAGCAUCCUCCUCGGUGGGCCUGGCGGUGGCUUUCCUCGCAUCCAGCAACUCUUCGCCGGCCCAGAGAGCUCAGCGACUGCAGAGCCGAGGGCCAGGAAGUACAAAUGCGGCCUGCCUCAGCCGUGUCCCGAGGAGCACCUGGCCUUCCGCAUGGUCAGCGGAGCUGCCAACGUCAUUGGACCCAAGAUCUGCCUGGAGGACAGGAUGCUCAUGAGCAGUGUCAAGGACAACGUGGGCCGGGGACUGAACAUCGCCCUGGUGAAUGGGGUAAGCGGAGAGCUCAUCGAGGCCCGUGCCUUCGACAUGUGGGCGGGAGAUGUCAAUGAUCUACUGAAGUUUAUCCGGCCGCUGCAUGAAGGCACCCUGGUGUUUGUGGCUUCCUACGAUGACCCAGCCACCAAGAUGAAUGAAGAGACCAGGAAGCUUUUCAGCGAUCUGGGCAGCAAGAAUGUCAAGGACCUGGCCUUCCGGGACAGCUGGGUGUUUGUAGGGGCCAAGGGUGUGCAGAACAAGAGCCCCUUUGAGCAGCACGUGAAGAACAGUAAGCACACCAAUAAGUACGAAGGCUGGCCUGAGGCGCUGGAGAUGGAAGGCUGCAUCCCCAGGAGGACCACGGCCAGCUAGCGGCCAAGCUCGAGGACCAGACUAAGUGAGGCUGUGUGUACCCAGCCGGAGGAGGCGCCGGCACAGCGCUGAGGCCCGACCCCACGCCCAGCCAGGAGCGCUCCGCCCCAGCACAUCAGGGCUCCGAGGCGGUGACCAGUGACCAGACGGGGCCCAGCGGUGGGGCUGCGCUGCGGCCCCGUGGCGCUUUGUCUGGGGACCCCAGGUACCCAUCUCCUUUUCCUAAAGCUGCUCUGCUGGCCAACACCCACCCAAGUCCCAAGCGCCUGCGGCCCCAAGUCUAACAGCAGCUGCCUGGCAGGUCGGGGCAUCUUCCGGAACCUCUCCGUCCCAGAGUGGCUCGCUGCUCUGCAGGCCAGUCCUGUUUCCAGUGUGAUUCGUUCUGCUGAGCCGAAUGUGGUGGCCACUCCCGGCGCCUGGCUGCCUCCUGCCUUGCUCUCGCGGAAAGGGGUGACGCCUGGGAGCCAGGCAGGCCGGGCAGUGAGGUCGCCAGCCCGAUGGCAGUUCCUAGUGUGGCGGGUGGCAGCUCCUGCAGUUUGUCUGUCAGAGGGCCCGCUUUCUAAAUGACGUCUUAAUAAACUGGUGGCCCCCGA